Messenger RNA from Periophthalmus magnuspinnatus, 6588 nucleotides. It is a transcript of the gene specc1la, whose product is annotated as sperm antigen with calponin homology and coiled-coil domains 1-like a. Gene Ontology annotation, biological process: actin cytoskeleton organization. The record is from RefSeq and is a predicted model, not a curated record. The transcript is spliced from 17 exons. Gene Ontology annotation, molecular function: protein binding. NCBI's taxonomy places the organism in Eukaryota, Metazoa, Chordata, Actinopteri, Gobiiformes, Gobiidae. Gene Ontology annotation, cellular component: microtubule organizing center; filamentous actin. Bases 237 to 3542 code for a protein of 1101 amino acids.
GUGAUGCAAACUCAGAGGAGGCUGGCUUUCAAGGAGCACAGUCGGUCAUUCUGCAGCUGCCAACUCCACGGAGCCCAGAGCCCAGAGCCCAAACCAAUGCUGCCUUCUCUGCGAUCAACUGCAGCGUACACGCCCUUAUCCGCCACCGAUGACGGGUUACUUGAAGAAUAACCUUAAAUGAAGAUAAAUGGAGGGAAUCGAGAUCACAUUUUAAAUGUGGUGUCGGAGGUCUCAGCAUGAAGAAGUCGGUGCGUCCUGUGGCGACUAAAGCAAGUGGGGAGAGAGGAAAGGCUGAGGGAGCUGUAUGCACGGGCAACGCUAAACCUGCUGCAAAAAACAACACUACCUUGUCUAAGGUGAAAAGCAAUGACGAUCUUUUAGCAGCGAUGGCCGGAGGAAACCCGGCGCCAAAUGCUGUCUCCUCUAAGAAUAAACGGACCACCAUCACCGGGACCAUGGACAAACUAAAGACCACUUCAGCAGGGACAUCAACCAAACGAACCACAUCUUCCACGUCAAAGGAACCUAGUUCCUCACGGGACAGGCUGCGGACAUCCAGGACUUCCACCAAUAAAAAACAGCAGCUCCUCUCCGGGUCGACGAGUGGAGACGGGACCAUGACGAAACGUGCCAGAAAUCAAAUCCUGUCCGAGUCGGAAAGCCGCAUGAGCAAGUCCAAGUCUGAUGGGCAGAUCAGUGACAAAGUGGAGCUGGAGUCUAAAGUGAAAGAUUUGCUGGGAUUGGCUAAAAGCAAAGAUGUGGAAAUCCUGCAUUUACGAAGUGAGUUACGGGACAUGAGGGCACAGCUUCAUUCGGGAGGCAAGAACUUAUCACAACAAGAGGUUUCAGAAGAGGAAGAGAAGCCGAUAGUAUCUGCCAUCACAGCCGCCAAUGUGGAGUCUACGCUCCUUUUAUUACAAGACCAAAACCAUGCCAUUAGAGAGGAGCUGAAUUUGUUAAAAAGUGAAAACCGGAUGCUCAAAGACAGGCUGAAUGCGCUGGGGUUUUCUCUGGAGCAGCGGCUUGAUGGAGAGAAACUAUUCAACUACACAUCACUAAGUCCAGACCUGGCAGCAGGGAGCGGGCAGAGCGAUGGAGGAGGAACAGGCUCUGCUCCUGGUUCUUUGGAAGACCUCCUCACGGGACACCAACACGGAGGCUCUGCAGAUAAUUUGGACAGUGAAUCGAGCGAGGUCUAUCAGGCCGUCACCUCCAGCGAUGACGCCCUGGACGCUCCCUCGGGCGCGUCUUCGUCCUCCGAAUCCGAAUGCGCCCCGAGCCGAGAGCGGUCCAGGCGGGGCAGCAGCGGGAAUGCCAGUGAGGUGUCUGUGGCCUGUUUGACUGAGCGAAUUCACCAGAUGGAAGAGAACCAACAUAGCACGUCAGAGGAGCUGCAAGCCACACUACAAGAGCUCGCCGAUCUUCAACAAAUAACACAAGAGUUGAAUGGCGAAAAUGAGCGACUUGGAGAGGAGAAAGUCAUCCUCAUGGACUCUUUAUGUCAGCAAAGCGACAAGCUCGAGCUGUACGGCAGGCAAAUAGAGUAUCUACGCUCGCUUUUAGAAGAACACCACAUUUCUUAUGCUUUAGAAGAGGACAUUAAAAGCGGCCGCUACAUGGAGCUAGAACAACGCUACGCAGAUCUUUCCGACAAUGCACGCUUUGAACGAGAGCAGCUUUUAGGAGUGCAACAACAUCUUUCCAACACGUUAAAAAUGGCUGAACAGGAUAACGCAGAGGCACAAGAGAUGAUCGGGGCAUUGAAGGAAAGGAACCAUCAAAUGGAGAGGAUUUUGGAGUCGGAGAGGCAGGAUAGAGUGGCGAUGGCAGCCGCUCUUGAUGAGUAUAAGGCAGCUGUGAGCAAUGACCAGGCUGAGCUGAGUCGGUGCCGGGGGCAGUUGGAGCAUGAGAGGCAGAGGGUGGCAGAACUGUACUCUCUGCACACAGCUGAAGACAAGAAUGACAUCUGCCAGCUGCUGGAUGGAGCCAGACUCGCCAAAGAGGAGGCAGAGGCCAAAGCAGCCAAGAUGCACCAAGAACUGGAGCAGGUCCACAAUGAGCUGUCCUCACUGCAGGAGGCUCUGAGCAAGCUGGACCAAGAAUACCGUGAGUUUCAGGAGCAGGCACAGCAGCAAAUCUCUGAACAGGAGCGAGCGAUGGAGAAACAGCGAAUGGAAAUCCAAGAGAAGGAUACGGAAAUCGCCGACAUGAAGGAAACCAUCUUUGAGCUGGAGGACGAGGUGGAGCAGCACCGAGCACUAAAGCUACACGACAAUCUCAUCAUCACUGACCUCGAGAACUCUGUGAAGAAGCUUCAGGACCAAAAACAUGACAUGGAGCGAGAGAUAAAGAUCCUCCAUCGGCGCCUGAGGGAGGAGUCUAUGGAGUGGCGUCAGUUCCAGGCUGAUUUGCAGACAGCUGUGGUCAUCGCUAACGACAUCAAGUCUGAAGCUCAGGAGGAGAUUGGGGACCUACGGCGCCGCCUACAGGAGACUCUAGAGAAGAACGACAAAUUGAGUAAAGAAUUGGACGAAGUCAAGAGCCGCAAGCAGGACGAGGAGAGGGGUCGUGUCUAUAACUACAUGAAUGCUGUGGAGAGGGACUUGGCUGCGCUUCGUCAGGGCAUGGGCCUGAGCAGAAGAUCUUCCACCUCGUCAGAGCCUUCGCCCACCGUCAAAACUCUCAUUAAGAGCUUCGACAGUGCCUCACAAGGUCCGUCUCCCACUGGAGCUGCUGUGGCUCCGACUGCUUCAGCUGCUCCUAUGCCUCGGACACCCCUCAGCCCCAGCCCCCUGAAGACCCCCCCUGCUGCUGCGGUCUCACCCAUACAGAGACACUCUUUGACCUCGUCCAUGUCGGCAGCCAAACCCCUGUCUUCUAUGAAUGACAAGAGGAACACUUAUACAGACAUCUCCAUGCCAGCUGAGCACUCGUUCAGAGGAGCAGCAACCGCCCGGCCCCAGUCUGCUCUACAGAGGGUCUCCAACAUUGACUCUGCCAAAGCUAUCUCAGUGUCUAGGAGAAGCAGUGAGGAGAUCAAGCGGGACAUUUCAGCUCCAGACGUGGCACCCUCUUCUGGCCUUAUGUCCCUCAGUGCAGGCUCCUCUCCUUUGUCUCUGUCUUCCUCGUCUCCUACUGCCUCUGUCACCCCCACAGCGCGGAGCCGACUCAGGGAGGAGCGAAAGGAUCCACUGUCUGCUUUGGCCCGUGAAUAUGGAGGCUCAAAGAGGAAUGCUUUGUUAAAAUGGUGUCAGAAGAAAACAGAGGGAUAUCAGAACAUUGACAUCACAAACUUCAGCAGCAGUUGGAAUGACGGGUUAGCCUUCUGUGCAGUCCUCCACACCUAUCUGCCUGCUCACAUCCCCUACCAGGAGCUCACCAGUCAGGACAAGAGGAGAAACUUCACAUUGGCUUUCCAGGCUGCUGAGAGUGUUGGGAUCAAAUGCACUUUGGACCUUAAUGAAAUGGUGCACACGGAGCGACCAGACUGGCAGAGCGUCAUGACCUACGUUACAGCCAUUUACAAAUACUUUGAAACCUGACUUCGAAAAUCCAACCGAUCAUAAUUCACCACCACGACCUGCAGUUUUACCUCACAAAACCUACAUUUCUCUACAGUUACAGUCUCAUUUGUUCAUUUCAAAAAGGACUUGAAUUUUACUUUGAACAACACUAAAGAGGGAGGACAGACACUCUCCCAAAGCUAUACUUGCUGAGUCUAUAAGGGCUUUUUGUCUUGUAUGUCUAUGCUGUUACACUGGUAAGGCACAAGCGCUACAUGCCUGCGAAUACAAUGGCAUACAAGACCAUCUGUACAUUUAUUAAGUCAAAAUAGUGCCUUUAUAGCCUUGUAGUUAUUUGCUUAUUAAUAUAUUUAAUUUUGUGUCUUUUUAUUUAGUUGUGAGUAUUUGGUUAUGAGCCAGAAACCAAAUGUUUGAAUCUAGGGUAGACAUAGCAAACCAUCUGCCUUAUAGCAUGCAUAGUAUUACAUCAGAUGCCCUUCCUGAAACCAUUACACUUAACCAGGAGCCGGCACAAAGGGUACACUGGCUUGUUGCUGGAUUAAAUCUGAAAAUGAAGUCAAAUUUCAAAGCUAGAGUAGCCUCAACAUUACUUGCCUCAACAUUAUUGAAUUAAGUGCCUGUUAUAAGACCAGGUGGUAACUUUACACUACAAGUUACAAAGCUGAAGAGAAAUAGUUGCCAAAAUGUUUAGUUUUAUGGUCUUUAGCAUUAGGAAUUUGCAUAUUACUUCAAUAGAGGAUUCAAAAUGGAUACAUGCUUAGAAUCUAUAUUAGAAGAAGCACAUUUUCUAACACUAAUUUUCAAAUUUGGAUUUAAUUUUAAAAUUGAGCACAUAAUCACAUUUUAUCAAUUUGAUCACAAUGUAUUAGUGGAAUUGUUUUUUCUUCCAUUUUGUCAAGAGCUUGAAUUAGGUUGGACAUACAUACUCUGAACAAUCUGAAGUAUUAGUCAACAGCUACCAAAACAGAAGUUGCAUUGCAGUUUUUGUUUUUUUUCUGAAAUGUAGUCUGCAUAAGAAAUUCUGAUUGUGCCAAUGACUUUAUACGUGUCUACUGUGACUGUACUCCUUUUCAGUAGUUAGCCUGGCCAGCCAAACCCAUCCCCUUAUCAGCAUCUUAUAUUAAUAAGGGCUUUGUAAAAGAAAAAAUGUAUUAUGUCAGUGGGACAUAACAUUUUGCUGCUCAUCCAAGCCGCUUCUCCAGUUCUGGUCAGAUUGCUGGUGGACACUGCCUUAUACUUAUCUCAAGGGAGGCGCUAAUGACACUGAAGCUAACACACCUGUUGUUUACAGUUUCUGUUUGUAGGCUAGGUCUAUUGAGCUACCAUAUGUGUGAACUGUGCCUGAAUUAUAUUUUGCAUAAUCAUCCAGGCCCCUUAUGGUUUCUGUCACACCUAUUCCCAUACUGACUUAGUCCUAUUGUUUUCCUUGUUUAGGUUUAGGUCUGUAGAUAGUUAUAAAUAGGAUAUAGAUGAUGUUUAAGGCCCCCAUUCCUGUUCAAAGAUGGAUUGUCUUUCCUAACAAAAAAUGCCUCUUUAACUCCCCUCUCAAACCAUUUAUUUUCUUUAGCUAAGAUCUGUACCUCAGCAAUAUCUUCAAAGGAGUGGUUAGUGAUGAUAUCCAUGAUUGUUACCAUAACUGGACUGAAGGAUUCCACAGACAUUAAAAAGGGCUGUUAUUCUGUACAUUAUAUUCAUGCAUAUUUGUUAGCUGUAUGCCUUCCCGACUGAUCAUUCUUGUUAUCCCCACUUAAAUUCUCAAAAAUCAAAAUUAAACUGUAAAUAAUGUAAAAAUAAUAUUGUCUUGGCUGACCAAGCUAGCUCAAACACCACAGUUUUUGUGUGACUGUUUUGUGUGCCUCAUGCUACCAAUAUCACUGUAUUUAUUUGCAUGAUUUCAGCUCUUUUUUGCAUUUCAAAUGAAGUAGCUGCACUGAGAUAAGCUGUUUUAAUGCCAUUUAUUUCUUGCCUUAAUAGUCAAAAAUACUGUGAUGGUCUUGUGUGAAUGUGUUGACAUAAUCUGAUUUUGAAACUUUGACUUAAUCUCGGCGAGGACAAUGAUUUUUUCCCCCCCAAUUACCAAUAUACUUCAGUUUUUCUGAGCCACCACUACAAAUUGCCAAGAUUAUAUAGUAUCUGAAAUGUGCUAAAUUAGGUCUAAACCUGAACUAAAUCAUGACAUACUUUGUACAAACACGACUGAAAUGGGAAAACCUUCAACUUUCAUUCACGACUAAAGCAUAAAUAAAAUUAAUUUGAUAUUUAUUUCUUGCAUUUAAAUUUUCCAAUGUGUUGUUGGUCUUGGCAUAUCUCAAAAGAUAUUGGUCUAAUCACACUUCUCAUCUAAGCUUGUUUUGAAAGAACCAUUUUGAUCAGUCUGAUAGUAAAAUAGUGCGCACUUACCAUUUGAUUUAAAGUGAUAACAAACAGAAAACAUUGUGAAGAACAUCCUGCUAUAUAUUUUUACUCUCAGCAGUCUGCAGAGCUUUGUGUUUCCUGUGCGUAGGUGUAUCUCACCAGACAAGUUGCAAUUGACAUAAGAGAUUCUGAAUCAAACUGAUGCAAGUUUGAAUUGUUUUUGUUGGUUUUUAUAUAUAUAUAUUUUUGUUUUGGUCAUUAUUUUUUCAUGGCUAUGUUGAAAAUCUGUGACAAUUACCAAUUUUCUUUUAUAUUUGUUAAGACUUAGAUUCAAUUUAACAAACAAUGUGGCAAAACAUGGUUCUAAAACAUUUCCCUUUGUUGCUACUGAUGAUAUAAAUCCAGAUAAUUAAUGCAUUCCUUUCUUUACUGGGUUCUAUUCAUUUUGUUUACUUGAAAACAAUGAUACUUUAAUUCCACUUUUUUCCCCCCAUUUUGAUAUUAAACAUUUAUUGGCAGCGCACAGUCAUAUGCUCUCAUUACAGAGAUAUGCACCCUGCGGCGCUGAAAACACUAACCAAGUUUGUGUGUGUGUUUAUACUAAGGGACUAAGCUACAGUAUUAGUUGGACUCUGAUGAUAAUCAGUUAAAAUGCUGUAUGGUCUUGAUGCUUUACUUUGUUGUCACAAUUAUAAAGGACCAUUGGAAA